AUGUGCGAUCCGUGCUGUGGACCCUGCGAUCCGUGCUACUCCUGCUACCCAUCCUGCCUCCCGAAACCAUGCAAAAGUCGUGAACUUCGUGGAGGGCUACUGAUCUCGAACUGCGAGUGUCUAAAGCGGAACGGUUUGCAGCACGACUGUCCCCGUACUCUGUGUCAGGGAAAGCCAUGUUGCCUAACUAAACCUGAGGCAAAUUGCUGCCCAUCGCAAUGGGCCCGGCGCUACCGGUACGUGACGAUGGGCAAGAAGAGCAACCCGGUCCGUCCGUCACUGAGAUGCUGCCUGCCAACCGGUGGUGGUGGCUGCAAUCCGUGCCCGAUCGAUCCUACCUGUUGCGUUCCGGCCAACAUCUGCGAUCCGUGCUGUCCGCCAGUAUGCGACCCUUGCAUUCCAACCGGCUGUGAUCCGUGCUGCCCGCCGGUGUGCGAUCCAAGCUAUCCACCUGUUUGUGAUCCUUCGUGCAGUGUCCCAUACUGUGAUCCAUGCGGACCGUGUGAUGAAGUUUGCCUACCAAGUGGACCAUGUUGA
Molecule: messenger RNA, 537 nt
Organism: Anopheles coustani
Lineage: Eukaryota; Metazoa; Arthropoda; Insecta; Diptera; Culicidae
Product: keratin-associated protein 4-9-like
Exons: 4
Coding region: 1-537 (178 amino acids)
Source: RefSeq, a predicted model, not a curated record